UGGAUUUCCGAUAGCAGAAAAUGAGAGCAUUCGCGUCAUCGUCACUGAUUAACUUGAAAUCUUUCACUCUACACCACACUCCCACCUUUAAGAACCCUCGCUCUCUAUCUCUUUCUCUCCCCUCUCUCUCUCCCUUCAUUUCCCCUUCUCCAAUCAUGGCUGCAUCCUUCAACUCCGAACGCGCCCGCGCUCCACCCGCCAUUCCCAUGCCCCCUCCUCCUCUCACCAAGUUCAAAAUCGGUCUCUGUCAACUCUCCGUCACUCCCGACAAGGACAGAAACAUCGCCCACGCGCGCACCGCCAUUCAGGACGCUGCAUCCAAGGGCGCUCAACUUGUUCUCUUGCCUGAAAUUUGGAACAGUCCUUAUUCCAAUGACAGUUUCCCCGUCUACGCCGAGGAUAUCGACGCCGGCGCCGGCGCUUCUCCUUCCACCGCCAUGCUCUCCGAACUCUCGCGUCUCUUAAAAAUCACUAUCGUCGGCGGUUCCAUUCCAGAACGUUCCGGAGGUCGCUUGUACAACACUUGCUGCGUCUUUGGCACCGAUGGAAAACUACUCGCCAAGCACCGGAAGAUACAUCUUUUUGAUAUCGAUAUCCCUGGGAAGAUUACCUUUGUUGAGUCAAAAACUCUUACUGCUGGGGAGACUCCGACCAUUGUGGACACAGAGGUUGGACGCAUUGGCAUAGGCAUCUGUUAUGACAUCAGGUUUCCAGAACUAGCUAUGAUAUAUGCUGCUAGAGGGCCAUUAGCAUCACAGAGUAGCAAUUUUGAUUUUUUGGGGGUGGAUAGAAGAGGAGGGUUCAUAUACAUAGGGCAACACUGCCUGUGUAUUUCUCAUUUCAGGAAUAUACUAAAAGAAAUUUCAAAUUCAUAUUCCUUGCUUUUGACUUCAGGUGCUCACUUACUCUGCUAUCCUGGUGCAUUUAACAUGACAACUGGACCAUUACAUUGGGAGUUGUUGCAGAGGUCAAGGGCUACAGAUAAUCAGUUAUAUGUGGCUACCUGUUCACCUGCCCGGGAUACUGGAUCUGGUUAUGUGGCUUGGGGCCACUCUACUCUUGUUGGACCAUUUGGAGAAGUUCUGGCUACUACAGAACAUGAGGAGGCAAUCAUCAUAGCAGAAAUUGAUUAUUCAAUAUUGGAGCAGAGAAGGACAAAUCUUCCUGUAACUAAGCAAAGACGAGGUGAUCUUUACCAGUUGGUGGAUUUUCAGAGGCUGAAUUCCCAGUGAUGAGAACAUAACUAUUGUAAUUGAGAUAUCCGGAUUACCUUGUAUGUGGCAUUAGCAUGCCAUUCAUUUAUAUUAUCGCUAUUUGGAUGCUGUAUUAUUGCUGAUAUGGAACUCGAACCUUGUAGGGAAUAAAGAAAUAAAGGAAAUUGUGCUUUCUCGAAUA
Molecule: messenger RNA, 1395 nt
Organism: Cajanus cajan (pigeon pea)
Lineage: Eukaryota; Viridiplantae; Streptophyta; Magnoliopsida; Fabales; Fabaceae
Source: RefSeq, a predicted model, not a curated record